Molecule: messenger RNA, 7062 nt
Organism: Brassica rapa (field mustard)
Lineage: Eukaryota; Viridiplantae; Streptophyta; Magnoliopsida; Brassicales; Brassicaceae
Product: probable WRKY transcription factor 35
Biological process (GO): regulation of DNA-templated transcription
Cellular component (GO): nucleus
Molecular function (GO): transcription cis-regulatory region binding; DNA-binding transcription factor activity
Source: RefSeq, a predicted model, not a curated record
UUUUUUUUUUUGGUAAAAUAUUAAAAUUUAUACGAUUUUCGUUAUUGCAAGCAACUUAUUACAAAAAAAAGAAAGAAACAAGAUCAACCCAACCUAAUUAACAAGAACAAAAGGAGAGCAUCGCUCAAGGAGGACGGUAACAGAGGAAGCUGACUGCGGUCUGGCAGGGAGAGAGAGAGAAUGUGGUCUUUGAGGAGCCUGUCUAGCUGAAGAUGAAGACCCCGAUCAGAGGUUGUGACGGCGGUGAAAAUGCGUGCGUUUCUCUCCUUCCACACAAUAUAGCUGAUAGACUGGAAGAUGAGUUUCAUGAGAACGGUGGCAUUGUGACUAAUAGGAGAAUGAGGCUGUAGAAUCUAAGCCGCUGCAGCAUGGAGAUCUGAAGGAGGAUUAUCCCAGAUUUGCGAUGCAAAAGAUAUCCAAAGAGAAGAGGAAUAUUCACACUCAAAGAAGAGGUAAUGAUGAGUUUCUAAAUCUAAUGAGCCGAGAACACAGUCCCCGAUAACAUUUAAUCUCCAACGCAAAAGUCGGUCCUUAGUUGGUAGUUUAGAAGAGCAAGCCAAGCCAUGAAAGAGUUCCUUGGUAUAUUUUUUUUAAACCAAAUAGCUUUGCUCCAAAAUACAGUAGGAGAUUGUUUAUAUCUAUAAGCUUGGGGGGCACUUAAAGGGCAUGGUCGAUUUUACGCAAAGUUAUUCAUUUCACAUGAGUAAAGAAGCCUCCGUGCUACAAAACCCAAUAAGAUAAAUCAGUAAAGUUUAUCACAGAAAUAUAGUUAACGUCUCGUGUGUGUGCGACGAUCUUUUAGCUGUAUAAGAAUAUUAUAAGAUGUGUUACGAACUUAAAGUCAUAGAUUUUAAUUAUACCUUUUAGACCUAAAAGUCUUUAUAUACAUACUUGGAACAAGCUCCUGCAAUUUGGUUCAAUGUCAUAAGAGAUUAUUCUAACUGAUACAAUUUUAUUAUACUAACUAUUCGUCUUGUUUUGUAGCUUAGGAUUAUCAUUAGAAAGUGUGUAGAAUUAAAAAAAAUCAGAGAUAUAAAUUGGUGAUUUAAAAAAAAAAUAAUGACCGAGUGGCUAAAACUACUAUGAUGCAAAGUAUUAAAAAUUUAAACCGAUGCAAGAUAGUAAAUUAUACUAUCUCCAUUUUUAUUAGAUAAAUUUUAAGAUUUUGAGCACAGAUUAAGAAAAUAUUUAAUCUUUAUAUUUAAAAAAAAAACAUCAUUAGUUAUUUAUUUAAACACAAGUUAACCAAUAGUAAAAUCAAUUGUAGAAUAUAAAGUCAUAUCACAUAAAAAUUUAAUAAAUUUUUAAUUAAAAUUUGAAAAUGUAAUCCAAGUUUUUUUUUUUUGAAACACAAAAUGUAAUCUAGUUUGGAAUAAAAACUCUUCUAAAAUUUCAUGUAUCAAAAAAAAAACAGAAGGAAUACAUAGUAGAUGAAGAGAAUGAAACUUGUUCAAAAGUCUAAAACCAAACAAAAAUGUAACUUGUAUUUGUAUAGUGUAUGUACUAAAUUCAUUCACAAGUUUCACAAAACAUAUGUUUGUACAGUAAUCGGCUGUUUCACAUACUAGUUUUAAACACUGAAUGUAUAUAAUCAAACGUUUCCGAUCUAAAACACAUGCUUUCGUCUUUACCAAUCAAAUUCUGUGCUUAAUUUUCUUUGUCAACAUAAUUUUUGUUUUGUUUUCAGUAUGCUGAGUUGUUUACCAUUACUUAAUUUUGUUAUUAUUGAAUCCUUUCAACAUGCGUCACCGUGGAACGAGGGAGGCAUGACUUAUAUUGUUUUUACUUAUCGCACCGUCCGGUCUCCACUUAAUUAUUGUAAUAAACAAUGUAUAAAUCCCUGCCGUUUUUUUAGAAAGUGUAUAAGUUCCUGUCGUUUCAUAUGAAUUUGCUUGCCACUAGAGACGAGGGCCGAUUAGCAGUUUAGUACCAUAGAUCGUUACCUUUGCUAAUUGUUCUGACAUCAAAAUUUUGGAUUGUUAUAUUCGGCUGGUGUGCCCAAGUAUAUAAGUUUAUGGAAUAUAUCCCUACGUAUUUGAUCUUAUUAUAUAUUAUGUUGUUUAUACUGUUUUUUUUUUCUUAACAUUGAAUGAUUAAGACGGCUGGACUAAACUUUUCUGAACUUUUUUUCCAUGACAUCGAGAUGGAAUAUAUUAAAUGUGCGGGAUAAGCAUUUGAAAUAGAUUACUGUACAAACAUAUGUUUUAUCAGCUAUGCUAGUUUCACAAAACAUAUGUUUGUACAGUAAUCGGCUGAUAAUGCGUUCUUUUAAUUUGACCAAUACAAUUCUAGCAGCUAGUUUUUUAAACCCUCUAUUUUAUUUUAUCAACAGAAAAUGUGUUGUCAACCACCUAGCCAACAAAAAAAUAACCAAGUAGGUGAAAUUGUAACAUGGACAUCAAUUCCAAUAAAUUAUGAAAUUAUAUUAUAAAUAAAUAUUUAUUCUAGUUAUGUUCAACAUGCAUAAGUGCUAAUACCAUGUGAGGAAUUUAUGACCAUGCUACAACUCUCAUUCUUUAGCUUAUUUUAAUCGGUAAUACAUGAACAUUCAUAUAUAUAUAUAUAUAUAUAUAUAUGUGUGUGUGUGUGUGUGUGUGUGUGUGUGUGUGUGUGUGAUCAACCAGAAAACCCUAUGUUUUUUUUUUUGAUAAAGGGAUUUAACCAGAAAAAUGUUAUUAAAACUUUUGGUGAGAUGGUAUAUACAUGUAAAAGUAGUAUAUAAAUAGUUGGCAACAAUAUGGCAAAUCAAGAAUGGGAUAACGGCAAAAGUAUAAUUAGUUGGCACCAAUAUUCAAUCAAUGUACAGCCAACCUAUACAUACCAACUGAGUUCUGUUGUAUUUUUAAGGAAACCAACUGAGAUUUGUGUAAAUUAUAAAUUAUGUGUUGGUAUAUAUAAAAAUGUUGUAUGAAGAAUUCUACUACUACCAUUUUGGCCACUUAUUAUAUCUAACGUGAUGUAAACAAUUAUAUUUGUUUUAUAAGUUUAUUUGAUUAUGUAUACAGUUACAUAUAUACUAGUAUAUGUGUGUGUUUUUACAAACAGGAAUCCGUGACGCAGAAAGAAUGUAUUCUUGCGUUAGUAAGAGAUUUUCAUUUUGGGGACAUAUUUCUUGAAAACGAGUAGAGAUAUCACAACUGAAAAAUAUGUUGGUACCACCGGAUCUAUUAGCCUGGUUUAAACGUAGUUGGUGUUAUUGUCUUCCCAAUUUUUGAAAAUCUAAUAAAGAGCAUGUUUUUUAUCAUAUAGUAUUUGGUAUUAGCACAAAUCAUGUCUAGAGACGAAUUAUGAUAUAAGAAAAACUUUAAUGGAGGAUUCUCGACGUAAAAUUCUCAAAACAGAUACUUUGAUUGGAUUUUUCGUGUAUAUAUAUAUAUAUAUAUAUAUAUAUAUAUGUUGAGACCUUUGCGUUGAAAAUUCCCUUAAAGAUUACUCUUUUUUUUUUUUUUUUUUUUUUUGGUCAAACCCUUAAAGAUUACUCUAAUACCCAGAUCUCUCGUUAAACAGAAAAAAAAACAUGUUGUGAUAUAUAUUUUAGUAGUUUUCCGACGCCCAAGAGAAAUACCACGGUGCAGUUGUAAUUGGAAAGAAUAAAUCAAUUAAUGUUCUUAGAACUAUUUUUUUUUUUGUUUUAGUAUAUGAUUAAUUACUAUUAUACUUUUUGUCACACUAACUUAUGAUUUUAAGGAGGUGAAAUGUAGAAAUUAUAGUUUGUCGUUUACGUACGAUUCUAACAUAACGAAUUAGUCGACGUCGACUAACUUAUGUUUUUUCCAAUUAUAUACUAAACGCGUCCAGGGGCAAAUCACUGAAACUGAUUUAUUUUCUUAUUCGUAAUUUGUUGCUACUUUUAAUCAGACAACCCGUUUCCAACUGUUUGUGGUUAUUUUAACCAUCUUCAUUUUCUUUCAGGUUUAGUUUUGAGUUGUUCUAGUCACCUAAGAUUGGGUUUCAGCUGCCUUUAGGGGUUAUCUUUUUGGGAAUGUUUUAAUAUUUUCUGCCAGUUUUUGUGUUCAACUUGUAUAAUUGACGUUUGAAUCAGUAGUAAUCUUCAGAUGGAAAAACAAAUCAGACAAACCCUCUUAACCCACAAGUCAAUAGUUGUUGACUAUAACAGUAGAACGACAAUUCUUUUGGUGGCACAAAACGAGGACAAUAUUCAACAUCAGUUACGUAUAAACACUUUUGACAUUAUAUAUUAAGCUAAAGGCUGAAGAUCGAAGUCCAUAGCUACAUACAGGUUUAAGAUAAAGGAAACUAAACGAUAAACAAGGAAAAUAAAAUAUAGUGGCCGUAAAUUAGGAUUUUCCCUAAAUUAGAAUUAUAAGCCUCUCAAAACACAGUUGCAACUUGCAAGUAAUAUUUUCAUACAGUAAUUCUUAACCAUUUUCAUAAUUCAAACAAAUGAAUCAAAUAUAGAUCACAAAGAAAGAGAUUUUUUUGGUAUUCAAGGCAAUAGCAAAAUCUAUGAGAGAAUAAUUACGUGUUCCAGUGGCAUUGGAUCAUGACCAGACGCAGUAGCGUGCUUAUGUUAGAUGAGGUCUAAGGCAAAAUUUUAAAAGAAAAUAGAUUAAGUGAAGGAAGAAUUGAGCUAGGGGCCCUUCCUCACACAUACACUUUAAUUUACCACUACACCAUAACAAACAUUUUGUAAUUUGGAGCCCCAAAAACUAUAUUUAUUUAGGGGCCUGAGAUAAAAGUUUUUUUUAAGACAUAGUGGGCACGGCUCUGACCAGACGUACUCCGAGAAAUGCGGCUGUUUGCCGAUCUCUUUACUUCCCAGUCACUUGCUUUUUUCCCACAAGUGCAGCACUGCGGCAUCUCAUUAUGCCCUUUCACAUUUAUAUUUUAUUUAUAUACUACUGUUAAUAAUGUGAUUAUAUAUUUUGGAAAUUUAUUUAUUUAGUCAUUACUCAUUACGAUAGCCGUCAAAAGUUAAUACGGUAAUUUAUUUAUGUUACACGACAAAGAGAAUAUUUGAUUCUUCGGUCGAGUCUAGUGAGAUAUUUACUGUCCAAUCAUUUGCCGCAACAAUACAAAUUGUUUUUUGGACAAUAUAUGAUCGUUACCGACUCAUAUAAAUUAUAUAAUUGCGUGUUCCAAAUUUAAGAAGAAAAGGAAUUGAAAACGAACCAAAAAAAACUAAUCAACACGGUAUGCCCAAAAAGAGAUAAUACAAACUACACAUCCAUCUUUCAGUUUUUGAAGAAGGUUAAAAACUAAUGGGUGGUGAACCAAAUAAGAGAUAAUCCAAUUAAACGCACAAGACUUGGUCGUAUAUUAUAUAAUAUUAAUAUUAGUUCCUUAUAUCAUUCACCACCUUUUAAUAUAUAUUAGUUUAUUAUAUACUUUAUAAAUAAAGAGUACAAAUCUGAUCCUUCCUCCUUCUCUAACAUGGAGAAGUGGUCGAAGAUGUUUACAUUCUGAAAGUCAGCAUCUCUCUCGUUUCAUCAUCCUCUUACUAUUUUCCCAACAAAAUAAUCAACAUCCAUAACACGAUUACAUAAAUCUUACUUCUCUCUCGGAUUCUUAAUCAUUCUUUUUUUCUUUCUUGCUAUUUUUCACCGUGUUAUAUAUCACAUAUACAUAAAACACACACAUACACACGCGUCAUAGACAUAUUAUGUGCAGUGUCUUUGAGUCUUUAGACAUGGACAACUUCCAAGGAGACCUAACCGACGUUGUACGAGGACUCGGAUCAGGACACAUGACAUCAUCUCCUGGGCCACCGGAAGGUCCAUUUGCAAUCAGUUUGUCUACGCCGCCGACUUCAGAUUUCCACGUGGAUUUUCCCUCCGUCGCAAACUCUCAGAUGAAUCCCUUCGGCGACCCGUUCGUAAGCAUGACAGAUCCUCUCCUCAGCCUCCCGGCCAACUUCUCCGGCGCUGGAGAUAGCAAAAGCAACAACAGUUUUGCAGUCUUUCCAAACACUACUGUGGAUGAUCAUGUCAAGAAUCAAUGCAGUGUCUUCCCAAGAAUCCGGAUUUCGCAAAGAAACAUCAUCCAAGAUGCAUCCAAGUGUAAUUCUCCAGCUAUGGCCACCUCCUCCGUCACAGCAGCUUCUCCGUGGGGGAUGAUCAACGUUGAUAGCCCUAACAGUCCAAGAAACUGUUUACUGGUCGAUAAUAAUAACAUCACGUCAUCUUCUUCGCAGAUUCAGAUCUCUUCUUGCCCUCAGAAUUUUGGCAUAACGAGGAGGAAGGGCCAGGGAAAGAAGGUGGUGUGCAUACCUGCUCCAGCCGCCGCGAGCAGCCGGUCCAGUGGAGAAAUUGUUCCGUCUGAUCUGUGGGCCUGGCGAAAAUACGGUCAAAAACCCAUCAAAGGUUCUCCUUAUCCCAGGGGUUACUACAGAUGUAGCAGCUCGAAAGGUUGUCCAGCUAGGAAACAAGUGGAACGUAGCCGCACCGAUCCAAACAUGUUAGUCAUUACUUACACAUCAGAACAUAACCAUCCAUGGCCCACUCAACGCAACGCUCUCGCCGGCUCUACUCGUUCUUCUUCAUCCUCUUCUUCAAACCCUUGUUCCAAAUCCACAAUCGCAACGACUUCUGCCUUGUCCAGAGUCUCCCAAAACAAAGAGGAACCUAAUAGGUCCCACUUGCCAUUCUCAUCCACUCCUCCUCCUUAUGUAGCCAAAGCGGUUAAGGAGGAAGACGCUGAGGAGCGUAAGGAUAAUAUGGAGUUCGAUGACGUUGACGACACCUAUAGACCGGAGUUUCAGCAUCAGCUGGGGGAUUUCUUCGCCGAUCUUGACGAGCUUGAGGAAGAUUCUCUAACUAUGUUGCUCCCUCAAGGAUUCUCCGGAGAUAAUAGCGGUGGAGGUAACCUGGAUAACAAAAGAAUGAUUCCUGACGUUUUUAGCGAUUUCUUUGACGACGAUUCCCCAAGAUCGUUAUAAAUAUACCAAAGUUCAGUAAAAAGAUCGUUAUAAAUAUUCUUAGUAUCAAUGUAAUUAGUCAUGAAUUUCGUGUAAUUCGAUUAACUUAGAUGACGGUAUUAGCCUGCCGUAGAGCAUGGUCUAUGAUGGUAAUCUCGCGAUUUAUGUUACAUUUUUUUUGGGGG